CGAAGGACCAAAACCACACGUUAUAUAAAAAAUGUCUCGGUUGUGUCGAGAAAUCUGAUUACUCUACUGCUCGCUUUUCUGAUUACGUACCUAAAAUACUAGUAACUCGAAGCUUCCUGUCUCUGCGACAAUCUCAGCUUCCCAGCAACCUUCGCCGGCGUCUUAGCUGAGCAAACCGGGCCAAUGUCCACCAUCCCUGCCACUACAAGCGGUUCAUCACGCCCUCAGGCGCCCGAAAAGGCAUGGUGGAAAGAAGCUUCGGUAUAUCAGAUAUACCCAGCCUCCUUCAAUGACAGCGAUGGAGACGGCUUGGGUGACAUUCCUGGUAUUAUCCAGAAGGUCGACUAUCUUGGAGCGUUGGGAGUGGAUGUCGUGUGGCUGUGUCCAGUGUAUGAAUCACCCCAAAUUGACAUGGGAUACGACGUUUCCGACUACCGAUCCAUCCAUGCGCCCUACGGCACCGUGGAAGACGUCGACCGGCUUAUUGCGGCAUUACAUGAAAGGCGCAUGAGACUUGUCAUGGACUUGGUUGUCAACCACACGUCAGACCAGCAUGUUUGGUUCCGGGAAUCGAGGUCAUCCCUCAGCAACCCGAAGCGAGACUGGUACAUCUGGAAGAAGCCCAGAUGGGACGCAGCAGGCAACCGGCUUCCACCAAAUAACUGGGCGUCCGUCUUUGGAGGCAGCGCAUGGUCAUGGGACGAAACGACGGGCGAGUAUUACCUGCAUCUGUUUUGCAAAGAACAGCCAGACCUCAACUGGGAGAAUCCCGAUGUCGUCCAAGCCGUGCACGACAUCAUGACAUUCUGGCUAGACAAGGGGGUCGAUGGGUUCAGGAUGGACGUCAUCAAUUUCAUCAGCAAAUCCCCCGGGUUGCCUGAUGCUCCGUUGAAGCUGCCAGGCCAGGAGUUUCAACCUGGCGACCUUCAUUACGCAAACGGUCCUAGGUUGCACGAGUUUCUUCGCGGUUUGCGGGAGGUUCUGGACCGGUACGAUGCCUUUGCUAUCGGAGAGAUGCCGUGUGUCAAGGAAGAGCAGGACGUGCUCAUGGCAGUGGCGGCAGAUCGGAAGGAGCUGAAUAUGAUCUUCCAGUUCGACAUUGUCUCCAUAGAUAUCGGAUCGGGCGGCAAAUUCACAUCCAAAACGUGGUCACUCGCCAAGAUGAAGGCAAUUGUCAAUAAAUGGCAGACAUGCAUGUACGACAACAACGGCUGGAACGCGCUCUUCCUAGAGAACCAUGACCAAAGCAGGUCUGUCUCGCGAUUCACGCCGCAUCGUCCCGAGAAUAGGACUGCGGCUGCCAAGAUGCUGGCAACGUUCCUGGCGCUGCAGUCGGGCACCGUGUUCGUUUACCAGGGCCAGGAGCUGGGCAUGGCAAACCUGCCGAGGGAGUGGCCCAUCGAUGAGUACAAAGACGUUGAAACGUUGAACCUGUAUCGACUCGCCAUGCAACAGCAUCGUGGAGACUCGGAAGCUGUGGAACAGCUCAUGGACCAAGUGAGGCUAAAGGCAAGAGACCACUCCCGGUCGCCGAUGCAGUGGAACGCGCAGCAACAUGGCGGUUUUACCACCGGAACCCCAUGGGUGCGCGCCAACGACGCUGAUUACAUGCACUGCAACGCCGAGCAGCAGCUGAGGGAUCCCACGAGCGUCCUUGCGUACUGGCGCCAGCUGCUGCGGCUGCGUAAGCAGAACGUUGAUGUUUUUGUUUAUGGCCGUUUUGAGUUACUCGCCGCUGCCGAUCCCUCCUUGUUCUGUUACCGGCGUAUCGACCCGUCUGGAUAUGGAGUCGCGACGUUGGUGCUGAAUUUCACGGACUGUGAGUACGAGUGGCAAGUGCCCCCCGCAGAAGUGGUAGAGGCUUUGACGGCAGCGCGUUGCGUCUUGGGGAACUAUGAGCCGCCGGCGGAGUUGAAUGGGGAUGGUUCUAUGCGCUUGAAACCGUUUGAAGCACUGGUGAUUUUGGAACUCGAGGAUUUAUAUGAAGGUGCCUAGUAGAAGCUAGAUGCCACAAAGGGUCUACGGUAGAGCAGGUAUAGAUGGAUGGAUGGAUGGAGUUGAUUUCGCCCGG
This is a messenger RNA of Parathielavia appendiculata, 2071 nucleotides long. RefSeq names its product glycoside hydrolase family 13 protein. Gene Ontology annotation, biological process: sucrose catabolic process; maltose catabolic process. The record is from RefSeq and is a predicted model, not a curated record. Bases 184 to 1995 code for a protein of 603 amino acids. NCBI's taxonomy places the organism in Eukaryota, Fungi, Ascomycota, Sordariomycetes, Sordariales, Chaetomiaceae. The transcript has 7 exons. Gene Ontology annotation, molecular function: sucrose alpha-glucosidase activity; glucan 1,4-alpha-maltotriohydrolase activity; alpha-amylase activity.